GCCAAAAUGUCUGCUGCUGAUGAAGACACUGAGCUUCGUGAUUUAGUCGCUCAAACAUUACAUCAGCAAGGAGUUCUAUCAAAAAUUAAAGCUCAGCUGCGAUCUUCAAUUUUUCUAGCACUCGAUGAGCACGAGCAGGGAAAGCUUGACCAAAUGAAGUCCCCUUUAGUCAACCAGAAACUAAAGUCUUUCCUCGAAACAUCAGAAGGCAUCGAGACAGUGAGCCUUGUGCGCGAUUUUCUUCAAUUCUUCGACCUUGACUAUACAUUAGCAGUGUUUGAGCCCGAACUUAACCAUAUCGACCAAUCUCAGUUUCUUGGCUCAGAAGAGCUGCGUGACGUGUACAAGAUCCCAUCUUCAGAAGAAAACACUAGUUCGCCCUUGCUUCUACAGGCUUUGAGAAAUGGACCAGUUGACCAUGUGAAAAGCGACAGCUCCAACAAAUCUAUAUCAAAUUCCAGUAAACCAUCUCAGAAACCCGAUCCUCCAAACAAGGCUCCGGCCGCGUCCAUGCCAGACUCUGUUUUGGACUUUGAGGAAUCGCUGGACCGAAAGGGCGGACUAAUGGGGUCGUUCUCUUACGAAGAAUCACCUCGCUCUCCUAGGAAACCUCUGUCGAACCUGAACAACUUCGGAGACUCACUGCAAGUGGGUGGAGCUACAGUGAGUAACGAGGCCACCAGAUCCCAAGUAUUCGACGAAGAAAAAAACAAUCUAGAUUUGAAUCUGGGCGCGAGUAAUGUGAGUGAUCUGUAUGAGGAUGAUUUUGCAUCAUCUGCCAAUAGUGUGAAUCUACCGAAGAGUGGGAGGAGUGCGAAGGGUGUUGGUGGUGUGGGGGGAUCGAUGGGGGGAGGGGUGACUGAGAAGUCGGAGAUCUCGGAGGAGUUGGACGAGGAGGAAGAUGAAGUGGAGGAGGAACUGUCGGAACCAAUUGAAGAGGAAGAUGACGACAGAAAUGAUAGAGACAAGAACACAAAUAACCCAAAAACUAAUGACGCGACAAGUGACCACUCGGUGUCCAGAAUAAGCGACACAGAGGCAGACUUGGACUACGUAGAGGACGUCACUCAGGGGUGACAUUACAUAAUAAUUGCGUCAUCAUAGAUGUAGUUGCUUCGGAGAAAAGACAUUUAAAUAGAUGGAACCGUGAAAUGUUUGCUGUAUUUUGGUUGUAAAUUAAGGUUUCUGACAUUGCCAGAGAGGUUUUCAAAUGAUAUCUGUGAAAAUAACCACAU
Symsagittifera roscoffensis is the source of this 1235-nucleotide messenger RNA. RefSeq names its product centrosomal protein 43-like. NCBI's taxonomy places the organism in Eukaryota, Metazoa, Xenacoelomorpha, Acoela, Convolutidae. The record is from RefSeq and is a predicted model, not a curated record. Gene Ontology annotation, cellular component: centrosome. Bases 7 to 1077 code for a protein of 356 amino acids. The transcript has 7 exons. Gene Ontology annotation, molecular function: protein binding. Gene Ontology annotation, biological process: microtubule anchoring.